Echinococcus granulosus is the source of this 1365-nucleotide messenger RNA. Its product is annotated as ER lumen protein retaining receptor. Gene Ontology annotation, cellular component: endoplasmic reticulum; cis-Golgi network; membrane. Bases 1 to 1365 code for a protein of 454 amino acids. Lineage: Eukaryota; Metazoa; Platyhelminthes; Cestoda; Cyclophyllidea; Taeniidae. Gene Ontology annotation, molecular function: ER lumen protein retrieval receptor activity. The transcript has 7 exons. The record is from RefSeq and is a predicted model, not a curated record. Gene Ontology annotation, biological process: endoplasmic reticulum to Golgi vesicle-mediated transport; protein retention in ER lumen.
AUGAAUAUCUUUAGGCUUGCUGGGGAUAUGUCGCAUCUACUUGCUAUAAUUUUGCUUCUCGUUAAAAUAUGGAAGACUCGUUCUUGUGCUGGUUUAUCGGGAAAAACCCAACUGAUGUUUGCUCUGGUCUUCACUACCCGAUACCUCGAUCUCUUUCUUUACUUCGUGUCUGCCUACAACACAUUAAUGAAGAUCGCAUUUGUCAUUCUCUCAUACCUCACAUGCUAUUUCAUGUUCUUUAAGUUUAAAACGACUUACAACAAGGAGGAUGACAUCUUCCAAGUCUUGUACCUCCUAGUCCCCGCUGCCGUCCUUGCUGUGUUGGUCAACCAUCACUUGACUCCUAUUGAGGUUUUAUGGACUUUCUCCAUCUAUCUGGAGGCGGUAGCCAUUCUUCCACAGCUCUACAUGAUCACCAAGACUGGGGAGGCGGAGACCAUUACGGCGCACUACCUCUUCGCGCUGGGUUCUUACCGUGCUCUCUACAUCCUCAAUUGGAUUUACCGCUAUGUAAAUGAGGACACCUAUGAGCUCAUUGCAAUUGUCGCGGGCAGUAUCCAAACCGUCCUUUAUGUUGACUUCUUCUAUCUCUACGUCACUCGUGUCGAGUUCGCCCCCUUUAUGUGCUUACCACUCUUAAGUCGUCUCUUACUCAUUUCUUUCCCCAGUUCUGAAGGGCAAGUCACUGGUGCUGCCGGUUUGAAUGGAAGUCCUCCCUUGCGGUCUGGUGGUGUUCUCUCCUGUGGAAACGUGAAUUGGGCUCGGAGAACCGUAUGCAAUGUUUGUAAUGCAGCCAAAGUCAACACGCAGGGUCAACGAACUGGCUAUGGUGGCGGUUAUAUGGAACGAGAUGAAGUUGUUGAUUACAAACGUCACGAUGAAUCCGAUGAUGAAUAUGACGAGUUUGGAUUGAAAAAGAAGAAGUAUCGGAAGACCCAUGGAAACGGCGACGAACCAGGCCCAGAGGAGGAGAAAGUGGUGGCAGAAGGAAACGACGGAGACAAAAAUACGGAUCCAGAGGACCAAGAGGAGAGGCAAGAAGAAGAGGAAGAAUCCGGAGAUGACGAGGACCUUGCGAAAUAUGACAUUUGGGGCGACGAUGAUGGGGGCAAUAAUAACGAAGGCCAGAAAUCCCCUACCACAAAAAAUGGUAUAAAAGGAGAUUCGGCCGAGGAUAUUGAUGAGGAGGAGGUUCAAGUGAAGAAGGCGCAUACUUCAUCGUCUCGAUCAUCCAGCGAGGGCAGUAGCAGCAGCUCUGACACUAGUAGCAGUUCAAGUGAUGAUGACAGUUCUUCGCUGUCCUCUUCUUCCAGCUCUUCCUCGUCGAAGUCUCGUUCAGCUCCAGAGGAAGAGAAGCGGGCGUGA